This is a messenger RNA of Exophiala aquamarina CBS 119918, 2745 nucleotides long. RefSeq lists its product as uncharacterized. The record is from RefSeq and is a predicted model, not a curated record. The transcript is spliced from 2 exons. Bases 1 to 2745 code for a protein of 914 amino acids. Gene Ontology annotation, biological process: regulation of Rab protein signal transduction. NCBI's taxonomy places the organism in Eukaryota, Fungi, Ascomycota, Eurotiomycetes, Chaetothyriales, Herpotrichiellaceae. Gene Ontology annotation, cellular component: cytoplasmic vesicle.
AUGGGUCCAUCACUCAGAGGUCACACCUCCAUGACCUCAAUGGCACCACGACCUCAAACGCGUGAUACGAAUCGACCGGCGACGAGAGAACAGGUGGACAAUGCUAUGAUCCCAAGUAGGACCUCCUCUCUACAUUCGAGAAUCACCCAACCCCUACCUUCAACUCUUGCAAAGUCAAACAACCGACCAACUCCGAAAACCCUCACUCAUGCCUAUAUGGUAUGUGGUGUUGGAAGGGAGCCUUCGCAAUGGGUCAAAGCGCCCCCACCGUCCCACGGCAAGAUCCAGCAUAUGAAAGGAGCUGUUGGCCAAUUCUGGCUCCCUGAAAUUCUGGGCAGCAGUCCCCGUUUGGAAACCGACAAUGAAAUUGCACGAGCAUUGCACAGCGCCAUGAGGGACUCCCAGCAUACACUUUAUGGCAUUGCCCUCAGAGUCUGGUCGAGGGCUGAUGAGAAGAGAGCAGAGACAAUUCGAGAUUUGCGACGAAAAACGGAGCCAGAUUACCGUGAUAUUGCCGACGAAACCUACUGGAUUCCAUACUGCUUAAGCUUCCUGUCCCGAUAUCCCUUGUACAAUCUACUCGGUGAUUAUCUGCGAGGCAUGUGGAUUCAUUGGAACAAGGCCACCAACCUCUUCCAUGCCGAGGAGGUUUCCAGAAUUCUCAGCUUCCCAGCACCACGUCUCAAUGAUUUGGUUCGAAUCGACAUGAAGGAUUAUGCGCUGUGCUACCAGUUUCCAUCAUCACCAACUGGUUUCCAGAACUUUGCCAUGUGGCCAUUGUUCAACUGCCUGACCAUUCCCAACAUUGUGGGGUUGAUUGAAGCAGCUGUAUCGCCAACUCGUCGUAUCAUUUUGACCAGUCACCAUCCGGCAAUGCUGACCAUUGCUGCUGAGACCAUUCGAUUCUGUGUUCGAGUCUACGAGUGGAGUGGCUUAUACGUGCCAGUGGUUCAUGCUCGUAAUGUCAGCGAGAUGGUUCAGGAGCCCGGCCCAUAUAUUCUUGGUAUUACAACUGAAUGCAGAUCUCUUUUCCAGCCUCCGAAGGAUGCACUUCUGGUUGACCUAGAUCGCAAUCUGGUCAUCACAGAUCAUCCACCCAAUAUUCUAACUGCUGGUCAGCGAACAAAGAUGAUCAAUCGUCUGACUCAAGCCCUCAACAGCGAUGUCGACAUCAGCGGUGUUCCCCAACAUCUCAAAUCUGCCUACGGUGGUGGCAAGCUGAUCCCAGCUGGUCAGAUUAUCGUUCUCCGUGGCGAAGUUGAGAGCAUUCAAGAUCCUUCGUGGUGGAAUCAAGAUUCUAUCAUGGCCGUGAUGGAUCAUGUAUGCGAAAAGCUCGGUCGCAACACAGGUGUCAAGGCAUUGUUUGGAGGUGCCACCAAGAAGCCUUUGAUGACCAAGAUCUCUAUGAGACACAUGAAUGAGAUCGUUCGUGAGCGCAAUCAAUAUUCACGAGACGCCCUAGAAGCAUGGCAAGAUUUCAUCAAUCUCAAGGGCCGCAUGGACACCGAACUUGCCAAAGUUGCCAAGCGAAACAACUACUUGGAGCAAGAAGUCGAGACAUGGAAAUUACAAUUCCAGAAAUUCCAAGCCUUUGUCGAAUCCCUCAACAAGGAAUUGGCUGAACUUCGUGUCAAGAUCGAAUCCCACAAGAGAGAGAACCGUAGACUCACCGGUCUCAUCGAUCAACAGAAGGAUGACGCCGCUCGACUUACACUCCGUCUUUCUGGUACCGAGAGACAACGUGACAAUGCUCUUGAGGCACUUGUCCUACAACAAGGUAUCGCUGAAGAUCUUGAGAAGGAACGUUCUCGCAACCGAAAGGAGAUUGCUGCUAUGCAACACGCCAACCAAACACUUCAGCGACAGCGAGACGAAGCUCAAAGAGUAGUCCUGCAUCUUCGCUCUCUUAUCACUGGUCAAACCCACCACAUGGAGCACAUCGUGCGCUCCAUCGGAUCUGCAUCCGAAUUGGCUGAAUACAUCCAUGAAGGUUAUGAUGAGGACGAUGGUGAGGAAGACGAAGGAAUUGAAGAACACAAUCGCCUGAGGAAUGUGACGUCCCGAUCUGCGAAGCGCGCGUCGCGAGCAGGCUCGGUCGAUGGUCAAGAUGUGACUCCGUCGAUGGAAAGUCAACUCCUGGCAACAACCAAGCGAGCUAGUAAACGCUAUUCACAACUCAGCAUGUCUGACGUUGCAGAUCGUCACCUUCGUGACAAGACGGACGCAAUUGCAGACAUCAUCCGAAAUAUCAGCGAGCAGUGCGCCGCUGCCGUUGAAGGCCUCCAGCUUGCCAAUGAAGCUGCUGAAAUCGAAGAUGAAGAUGCAGGUGACGUCGAAGCCGAGGAGACUGGUAUCUCACCAUCAACAAACCAUACACGUGAAGACAGUGGCAACCUGUCUCCCAUAGAAAACCUCACCACUGACUCUCGCACUGGCACUGGGCAUUUGACCCCUCAGAGUGAACGAAGUUCCAUCCCCCCUACACCAGAUCUAGUUCACCAGAGAUCUAGCACCGCCUUGAGCAUGGCGAGCACCGCACCGACCAACUACACGGCACGCGAAUCACUGAACCACAACACUCGUGGUGACAGAACCAAGAUCGUCGAGGAUGAGGAUGCAGAUGGUGCCCAUGCGAGCGCAAGCACUCAUGGUACAGCCCUUGCGAAGGGUGAACUUGAGGACAACCUCAAGCAGCCACCACCAGGCAGAGGUGCUGUGCUUAGUCGAGUGAUGGAAACAUCAUAA